Molecule: messenger RNA, 1764 nt
Organism: Sphaeroforma arctica JP610
Lineage: Eukaryota; Ichthyosporea; Ichthyophonida
Product: CTP synthase 1-A
Exons: 8
Coding region: 1-1764 (587 amino acids)
Biological process (GO): pyrimidine nucleobase biosynthetic process; CTP biosynthetic process
Cellular component (GO): cytoophidium; cytoplasm
Molecular function (GO): identical protein binding; CTP synthase activity
Source: RefSeq, a predicted model, not a curated record
AUGAAGUACGUUUUAGUGUCCGGUGGAGUGAUCAGUGGUAUUGGAAAGGGUAUCUGCGCCAGUAGUACUGGAUUCCUGUUGAAGGCUGCGGGCCACCGUGUCACUUCCAUCAAGAUUGACCCAUACCUCAACAUCGAUGCAGGCACCUUCUCGCCGUACGAGCACGGAGAAUGCUAUGUCCUCGACGAUGGAGGUGAAGUCGACCUUGACCUUGGCAACUACGAGCGUUUCCUAGACAUUACACUCACGCAGGACAACAACAUCACCACGGGCAAGGUGUACCGAAGUGUCAUUGAGAAGGAGCGCAAGGGCGACUAUCUGGGCAAGACAGUACAGGUGGUGCCACAUGUGACCAAUGAGAUCCAGGCCUGGAUCGAGCGCGUCGCUCGCAUGCCUGUGGAUGAAUCCGGGCUGGAACCGGAAGUGUGUGUCAUUGAGCUCGGUGGAACUAUGGGGGACAUUGAGAGUGCACCCUUCGCCGAGGCCAUGAACGCGUUCAAACUGCGCGUGGGAUCUGAGAACUUUAUGCUGGUGCACGUGAGUCUGGUACCGGUCAUCGCUACCACAGGCGAGUCCAAGACAAAACCCACCCAGCACUCUGUCCGUGAGCUGCGUAGCCUGGGCAUGUUCCCAGAUGUCAUUGUGUGUCGCAGUACUGUGCCGUUGCAACAGGAGGUGCUUGCGAAGGUGUCGCAAUUCUGCCACGUGGAGGAGAAGAGCGUACUCAACUUGCACGACUGCAAGUCUGUGUGGGAGGUGCCCUUGCUGAUGGAGAAGCAGAAUAUGUUGAAGGUGCUAGGUGAGAGACUCAACCUGCCCAAGUGUCUUAAAGAACGCGCCCUGAACUCGUCUCUCGGUGUUAAGUGGAUGUCUAUGGUUAGCCGCCUGACCCGCGUGCGGGAAGAGAUUGAGAUUGUGGUGGUGGGUAAGUACACCGGUCUCAGCGAUACCUACCUGUCCAUUACCAAAGCCCUGCAACACGCUUCGCUGUUCUGUGAGCGCAAGUUGGAGCUGAAGUGGAUUGAGGCCGAGCAUCUGGAGAGGAAGACGCUGUCGACCCAGCCGGUACAGUACCACGACGCUUGGUCUAAGCUCUGUGGCGCAAGCGGAAUCUUAGUGCCUGGUGGCUUUGGCCAUCGCGGCACCGAGGGUAAGAUCCACGCCGCUCAAUGGGCGCGCGAGAACAAGAUACCAUAUUUGGGCAUCUGUCUUGGUAUGCAGCUGGCCGUGAUUGAAUUCGCCCGCAAUGUGAUGGGCAUGGAGGACGCCAACUCAACAGAGUUCAACGAAGCUACAGCAAACCCUGUGGUGAUGUUCAUGCCUGAAGGGUCUAAGACACAUCUCGGCGGCACCAUGAGACUUGGCCAGAGAAAGACGCUCUUCCAUAACAGGGACUCUACAUCUUUCAAGUUAUACGGCGGACAAGACUUUGUACUGGAACGUCACCGCCACCGUUACGAAGUGAACCCGGAGUUUGUGGACCAAUUAGAAGCUGCCGGCCUGCUCUUUGUAGGUAGAGACGAGACCGGAGAGCGUAUGGAGAUCACCGAGCUGACCCGUGAAUCACACCCCUUCAUGAUGGGUGUGCAGUACCACCCAGAAUACCUCAGCCGACCUGUACGACCCAGCCCUGUGUUCAUUGGCUUCAUCCUGGCUGCCAUGGGCGAUGCGAAACUGAGCGAAUACCUCGACAACCAGGCAGGUAGCAUACACAGAUACGACAGCCACGAAAUAAUCAAAGACAUGGAAACAGCCGAUGUAUAA